AUGUCAUUACUUGAAAAGAAGCAGGAUAACAGUGGCGGCAGCAGCAAUAGUAAUAGCAGUAGUAGCGGUGGUGAUUUCAAGGCCAGGAAGGACAAUGAUGGAAAAGCAGAAGAGGGGGGAGAAGAAAAGGAUGGACGGCUACGGACACCCAGAUCGUACGCCAUGUUAUCUAUUCCACGUGAGCUGUCACAUACACCUGCCAUUGCUGGAUUAUCUCCUACUGUUCGAACGCCAUUUAUUCAGAGAUGCCAUUUGCAUCACGGUGACUAUACCAGUACCGACAACAAGGAUGAGCAUUAUCGGCAGCCGUUGGAGCAUAUGACAAUCAUAUUUGAGGAGGACAGUCUGAAGCUGACGACGACAAGUUUGUUAGGUAAGGGGGGUUUUGGUCGUGUGUAUGCGGCGCGGUCCAAUGGGGGUGAGUUAUAUGCCUUGAAGGUAUCCGCAAAAAAACUGACUGAGGGUGACUGGGCCCGUCUUCUGAAGGAGGUGGAACUGAUGAAUCACUUCUCACGGCACCCCAACGUGGUGAAGUUUAUCGCCGCUGGACGGGAUGAGGAGACGGCGUAUGUGGUGAUGGAGUGCUGCGCCAGCCGCUCACUGCACGAUGUUAUCGCCAAUCACGGACUAGAUGUACCGGAGAUUCUGUGGGUGGGGUGGGCUCUUGUGGACACCAUCGCCUUCAUGCAUUCAAAAGGAUGCAUCCACCGUGACCUGAAACCGCAGAAUCUUCUUUUUGACUUUGAUGGGAAUUUGAAAAUUACAGACUUUGGCCUUUCCAGUAGAAUUGCGGAGGCGCAACCACGCAAGACAGUUGCGGGCACCGCUAUGUACAUGGCGCCAGAGAUUGCGGAGGCAGUUUACAAGCGUAUGAGUCAUUCAACCCAUCAGCCGCCGCUUCAGUACGGUCAAGAAGUGGAUACAUGGAGCAUUGGUGUCGUGAUUUACGUCAUGCUGACACGCAUGAACCCAUACAUGGAGGCAAUGGAGAAGAGAGGGACGCGGGAAAUGGAUAAAACGCAAAAAACUCUCUCACUCUUUAAUGCUGUUGCGGAUGCCGCAUGGGAGUGGCCAACAGGGUGGUCAGGCGACCCGGAACUCUGCGAUCUUGUAAACCGGGCACUUCAUCGGGAUACCAAGAAGCGGGCCACGCUGCAGGAGGUGUUGCAACACCCCGUGUGGAAUCGACGUCCGCUGUCAUGCCCACUCUCCCUGUUGUACAAGUUGAAUCUGCUGGAACGUCCCUCUUCCUCUUCUGUUUCACGCCAUGGCUCCACACGCCGUUCAUUGACUCGUCUUGCAGACAAUCUUCCAAUUCCCACAGGAAAGAGGACGGCAGAUGAUGUGCUCGCGGAGGGAAUGCGGCGCGUCGUAUUAACGGAGCAAAGGGCUCGUGCAAAUUUGGUGUUGGAACAUCACGAAACGUUACGUGUCAUGCUGGAGUUGUUGAAACUUUCACGUGCGGAGGCGGACGUCAGACGGAGCAUUUGUGAGGACGAACAGAGAUACCGCUCUGUGAUUCAAAAUCAACGGGUUACACAGCGAAGCAGACGCAGAAGGAGUGAGGCACUCGUAUCGUCAUUUUCCGCGGCAACCGUAGCGACAGAGGCGGGACCCGUGACUCGCUCCUCGCGCUCGCACAGACAGUCUAGCGUCGUUCUGGUGGCGCCCGCGGCUUCCACGAAGGAGGAAUCCGGAAGAAUUGUCCGUGCCUCACCCGACAAGUACGCCGUGGUUUAUCCAGGACGAGACACCGCUACACGGUGGUCGUUGCGUCCUGUGAUUUCACUCCCUCGUGAACUAAACAGCGAAAUAGAAGAGUUUAGGUGCCUGAACCAUCACAUCAUGACAAAAUUGACAGCUAUGCCUCAUGGGUACAAUGGGUUUGAUUGUAAUGUGUGUGAUCGUGAGAUUCUUAAGAUUUCUCCUGAAACUCCUGCCUUCCGUUGCUAUAAAUGCGACUACGACCUUUGUAUGCGAUGUGCCUAUCAAGGGCGUCUGAAGGACGUUAAUUUUGUGUGCGUGUCAUGCGCGAAAAAGUUUACUUCUUCUGCAAAAUUGCAGGCCCACUCGUUACAGUGCCGUGGUCCUAGCUGGAGUCCAUCCCCACGCCGUUCCUCACGUAUGAACACGAUGCUGUGGGAGG
Messenger RNA from Trypanosoma cruzi, 2146 nucleotides. RefSeq names its product protein kinase, putative. The transcript has a single exon. Gene Ontology annotation, biological process: peptidyl-serine phosphorylation; intracellular signal transduction; protein autophosphorylation. Gene Ontology annotation, molecular function: calcium-dependent protein serine/threonine kinase activity; calmodulin binding; calcium/calmodulin-dependent protein kinase activity. Gene Ontology annotation, cellular component: cytoplasm; nucleus. The annotation marks the transcript as partial. The record is from RefSeq and is a predicted model, not a curated record. Lineage: Eukaryota; Euglenozoa; Kinetoplastea; Trypanosomatida; Trypanosomatidae.